Fusarium sp. VM40 is the source of this 3039-nucleotide messenger RNA. The record is from the annotation of a GenBank genome assembly. Lineage: Eukaryota; Fungi; Ascomycota; Sordariomycetes; Hypocreales; Nectriaceae.
AUGAGUAUGAUGGAGGCCAUAUCCCAGCGCAACUUCAAUUCUUCCAUCGCCAACUUUUCCACGCCUGCGUCGUUGUCGUCGACGCCCCAGCCAGGCCCUCUCUACUGGCCCUUCGACGCACGAUCCUACUCGGCCCUCGCAUGGGCUCCUGAUACCUUUGCCUUCAACUGCAACCCUGCUCUCGCCGCAGUAAAGACCCCUGCGACUUCUACCAGACCAACUGGGCGCCGCCCGCGCCAGCCUGCCGCGAUAUCUCGUUGCACGGCCAGGACGAAAGCAAAGGCCGCGUCUCCUGCAAGCGCCAGUAACAAGAGCACAUCCUCUUCCGCUACCUCUUCUGCGAGAUCUUCACCAGCUUCGUCGAGGAGUGCCAUAUCCCCGCGCCUCAAAUCCAAGAUGCCGGGACGACCUCCAAAGCGGGCAGCGAGCCAUGGCGAAGACGAUGGCCAUAUUCAAGCUCCUACCAAGGUCAAGCUGCCACGGCUCGAACGUGGCCCAGACGACUUCUCAAGUGUUGUCAAGAACCGAUUGCAGUCCUAUACACGCACAGGUCAAGCUUGCGACAGGUGCAAAGUUCGCAAGAUUCGAUGCGACGCCCUGCCCGAAGGCUGCUCCCACUGCACCAACCAGAACCUCGAAUGCUAUGUCACAGAUCGCGUCACAGGGCGCACAGAACGAAGAGGAUACAUGCAGGAAUUGGAGAGGGAAAAGAGCGACAUGCUCUCCCACAUUCGCGAUCUCGAGAAGCUCCUAGACAACAAGGGCGUCGAGGUCAAGCCUUGGGAGUGGUCACCUUAUUCGCAGUACCCUCCAGGUGCCGACUUUGACGACAUGGGCAAUCCCAUUUCUGAUCAAAACACCAGCGACAAUUGGUCUCAGGUCGGCACUGCAUGGUUUAAGGACUCGUCCUCCAAUUCCAGCCCAGCUGCUAGCUUUCCUCGUACUCUUGAGUCCCGACCUAAGGAAGCUCAUUUGGGAAUUGGAGUUGACAGCGCUCCUAUGAGUUCCAUCGGAGGAACGCGAUUGUCCAUCCUGGGUAUGACAGUUGACCUUUCCUCCUUCGAGGCCCCAGAUAUGGACGAGCCUCCAGUCAAUGGGAGUACGCCAACGCCAUCAUACAACAAAUCACCAAAGGCCCUCCUUCAAUCUAUCAUGCGAGUUAACCCUCCAAUGGAAGUUGACAUGCCUUCUCGAGAAGACGCCUUCACUUACGCUGAGUGGUACUUCAUGACCUUUUCCGCUUUUCUACCUCUUCUCCACAAACCUUCUUUUAUGCGGCUUUUGACACGCAUGUACGAUGAACCUAAAUUUGAGCCUUCGGCGGCGGAGCAUGUUAUGGUACACAUGGUCUUCGCCAUCAUCUGCUUCCAAUACGGUACUCGCAAUUGGCAACAAGUCGAGCAACGCACUCAGAUGAAUGAACUGUCCAAUAAGCAUUACCAUUUCGCUCUCAGUAAAUUCUUUGAACUUUCAUGCAGUCGGGAUUUGUCUUCAGUCCAGGCUAUGGCCCUGAUCGUCAAGCAUACUAGAGCUUUCCCGAAGGCUGGUUGUGUUGCAAUUGUCGCCAAUCUUGCACUCCAGCGUGCACUCGAAUUGAAUCUGCACCGAGAGUCGAGAAAGCCCGGCGAGCCCACUAAUCUUCAGCAUGAGCUCCGAAAGAGAGCUUUCUGGGUCAUCAUGACUGUCUACAUUGCUGUUGUUGGACGCCGCGGACAGCCGAUGCCAAUUACCGUUGAGGAAUUGGAUGUCGGCUUCCCCGAGCCUAUUGCAGAUGAGCUUCUCUCGGACGAGGGCGUCGAUACAUCCCGCGACAUUCCCUGUCCUUACUGGCCUGGCAUUGUCAGCUUCAAGAUCAUUCCUAUCUACAUGGAAAUGUACUCCAACAUCUACAGUGUUCGCCGGGAUGCCCGCAACUAUGUCAGCAUCGUCAAUGCACUUGAGGCUCAGAUCAAAAACUGGGAGGAUGAGCUCCCUGGCCAGUUAAAGAUUGACCAUGCUGAGCAAACUGACCAGACGCGCAUGGCCGCUGUCUAUGCCAAGACUUGGGCUCUCGAAUUCCGUCUUUGUCUGCGACAUCCCUCAGUUGCCAUGACAAGCGAUAAGAAGCUCAUGGCCGAAAACAUGUCAAUCUGCGAGGACGUCUCGCGCCAGAUGCUGCACUGUCAGUUAGAGAUCCAGAAGUGCAAAUGCCUGGACACUACGUGGUAUCAGACUUCAAUGUACACAGCUGGCGUCUUCACCCUGCUGGCUGCCAUGUGGGAGAGACGGUUCGAAACAACGCCUGAAGCCAUUGCCACGUUGCGAGAGGAGAUGAACGGUUGGGUCGGCAUUCUUGAGGAAGUUAGCUCUCUUCUCGGCUCAGAAUCUAGCUUUGGUGCUGAAAUUGGCAACAUCAUUGAUCGCACAAUUGCGUGGAUCGACCAUGAUAUGCGUAAUAAGGAAACCAAGAGCGCACAGCCGUCUAUCACACCAGAGAUCAAACAAGAACAGCCCCCUCAAGCCUCAAAUUACCAACCUUCUCAGGUGCGAGCUCCAAUGGCCAAUGGAGCGGUUCAAAACGAAGUCCCUGCCUCAAAAGGCUACUUCUCAGAGUCCAACAUGAACGGACAGACACCUUAUCCCACACUCGCCUACAACGAAAACCCACAGAACGGCAUGGCCCCAGCCUAUGAUACCGGCGCCAUGUUCUACAACACAUCAGCGCAAGCAGCCGCAGUUGCAGCUACCACAUCGGCACUCCCGUCGUCUGUGGCGCAGGUGAAUCCAAUGCUUGCUUUCUCACAACCGCCUCAACCCGAUAUGCUCUGGCAGGGCCGGGGUAACACGUGGCACGACUGGACUUCAGCCAUUGCAGAUACUCAAGAUCGUUUCAGUGCAUCGACUCUUCUGACGCUCGGGGGCGGUACACGAGAUGUCUCCGCCGGCGCGGGCGUUCCGGGCGUCACGGCGAGUCCAUCAGCGAACGACAUCAACAGUUUACAGCAGGCAGGCCAGUGGCCGCUGAUAAUAUUUGACCAGGUGGCGCCAAACGGAUCUUGA